UGUCCCUUUGUUCGUUCAUAGGAAGGUUUCUUGCUCUGCUUUCUUGCUGAGUACAAUACAAACGAGGAGAGCUCGCAAAUGUCGCAGCUUCACCUUCACCGCCUCUCCCUCCCACAAUCUUCCACUCGUUUCACAACACCGCCUUCACCUCCCUCCCAUCUCCGCCGCGCACCUCCGUCGCCGAUUCCACUUACCAACAACAUCAAAAGCUUCACACUUUCCUCAACCUCCGAGCUCAAUUCAUCAAAAGCCUCAACCUUUCGCCCACCCACCUUCUCAAAAUCUCGUAUCGCUUGCAGGUUCAGCCAAUCCGACAUAACGCCACAGUUUGAGCUUAGUAAAGGAGGAGAUAAACAGAAGCCACAAAAGAGAGCCAAUGGCAUAUUCUGGAUCAUACUCAUCAAUCUUGGGAUAUAUGUAGCAGAUCACUUCUUUCAGGUUCGCAGCAUCAAGUCUCUCUAUCUCUAUCACAAUUUUCCAGCCUGGUACCAGUUUGUCACUGCAACGUUCUGUCAUGCUAGCUGGAACCAUCUCUCCAGCAACCUUUUCUUCCUCUACAUCUUUGGAAAGCUUGUUGAAGAAGAGGAAGGGAGCUUUGGUUUGUGGCUGUGUUACUUGUUCACUGGUGUUGGAGCUAACCUGGUUUCUUGGUUAGUUUUGCCGAGAAAUGCUGUUUCCGUUGGAGCCUCUGGAGCUGUUUUUGGGUUGUUUGCUAUUAGCGUCCUCGUCAAGAUGUCUUGGGAUUGGAGGAAGAUCCUUGAAGUUCUUAUAUUGGGUCAGUUCGUUAUUGAGAGGGUAAUGGAAGCAGCUCAGGCUUCAGCUGGAGUAUCAGGAACUAUAUAUGGUGGCUAUUCUUUGCAGACUGUUAAUCACAUUGCGCAUCUCUCUGGUGCUCUUGUCGGUGUUGUGUUGGUUUGGCUACUCAGCAAAUUUCCCUCGGAAACUGUGGAUCAAGAGGUUCAAAAGUCCUCCAAAAAGUGAUGAAAUAUAAUCAGUGUAACAUUACUAUCUCAGGUACAUAGUAGCUGUCAGAUGAAGUUAUAAGACUGAUGAAGUUACUUGUAUAAACUGAAAGACAGGCUCUAGUACAAGUUUAUGUUUAUACCAAUUCUUUUGCAGCAGAA
Messenger RNA from Raphanus sativus (radish), 1124 nucleotides. Its product is annotated as rhomboid-like protein 11, chloroplastic. The transcript has 7 exons. NCBI's taxonomy places the organism in Eukaryota, Viridiplantae, Streptophyta, Magnoliopsida, Brassicales, Brassicaceae. Gene Ontology annotation, molecular function: serine-type endopeptidase activity. The record is from RefSeq and is a predicted model, not a curated record. Gene Ontology annotation, cellular component: membrane. Bases 79 to 981 code for a protein of 300 amino acids.